AUGGCUCUCUUUCUGGCAGCCAGCAUCCUGUGGGCUCUGAGCUGGCUUCUAUACCGUGCAUGGCAGGUCUGUCAGACUUCCAACGAGGUAUUAAUCGAGAAGCUUGGUUUGGACAUUCCUCCGCCGCCGGAAGUUACUCUGGAGGAAAUAACCGCUCGCGAGAUAAGGAUUGCCUGGAAGCAACCGGAAUUCCACAACUCUAUCCACAAGCAUAUAAUACAAGUCAAUGGCGCUAAAGUUGGAGAAUCCAAACGAGCCGAAACCGCUGUCGAAAUCUUGAAUCUAGCUCCCGGAAGCAUAUACCAUAUUUGUGUCUCGUCCAUCAGCGCAGCAAACUUUCAAACGCCCAGUGCAGUUAUCCAUGUGCGCACCAAGUCCCUUCCAGCGUCCCAAUCGGAAGGCAAUGCUCCGUCAUCUGGUCCUACUAUACGAGCCUCGAUACCUCGGUCAACUGCUGGGCUUCCCACCCCUUCGGCACCAUUGAUGGCCCGCGAACAUAGUGGAGGCCCUUUGCAAAAACGAUCAUCCGUUGGGCGUCGACAAUCCCCUGCGGCCGGUGCAACAGACGUUUCGCACAGUCAUCCCGAAAACCUGCAGCACAGCGCCGCCUCCUACGAUCAAAAUGAAGACAUUUCCUUGCUAGCGGAUCGACUGAAAAAUUUACAGCAUGAGAACGAUGCCGUGGAAAAGCAGACUACCGAAGAAGAGGAAGAACACAUUGCGUUAUUGAAGGAUCUUGAAAAGCAGCGAAAUGAGUUGAGGAAGCGUGUUAGGGAGAAGGACGAGGCCAGCGGCGACCUGAAGAAGCACGUUAACAAAUUGGAAAGCGUCAAUCGGACGGUGCAGAGCGAAAAGGUCAAACGUGAGAGGGUGCUUCAGCAGAAGGAGGCCGAUCGCAAGAAGCGGAAGAACGAUCUUCUACGCUGGCAAGAACAAAUGGCCCAGAUUGCCGCCGACACCGCGCAGGCCAGACAGGAAAAAGAGCGGCUUGAAGAGGAGGGGAAGAAACGUGCAGAUGAAGUUAGGGAGAAGAUCGCGAAGGAACAAGCCGAGAUGAGGGUCAUCGAUGAGGAGAUUCAAGACAAAGGCGGACGGGUCAAAAAACUUGAGGACGAGAGAAAAGGAUACACGGAUGAAGAUGGGGAGGAUGGAAAUGAGCUGGAUCGCAUUGACAACGAACGGGCUCGGCAGUGGGAAAUCAAGCUCGGCCAUCUGCAAGCACGCUACGCUACGCUUGUAAACCUCCAUGCCCAGGCUCAGCAGCAGCAUCAAGAGGCACAGGAGCGGUUCAAAUGGCUGACCUCGCAACGAGCUGGUACGGCGCCGUUCUCUCUGCCACCUCUGGAUCUAGAACUACCCUCCGGGGCGGCCAUUCGUCCACCCCGGCGCCAUCGCAGUUCUCUCAACAGCAAUGUCUCGUCGCCAAUGAACUUCCCUUCCUUAGAACCGUUUCCUACCAGUAUGAAUUACAACCCUCCGACGACCAGCUCGCCUACUUUUGCACCGGCCUCAUCGUUCUUUAACAUCAAUAAUGGAAUGACUCUUCCUGGGUUGACCGCCGAACCUGGCAGCUACCGCAGAGGCUCCGACUUUUCGAUCACCAACCCCCAGAUGAGCCCCCGAGCCGACGCUCUGCUCCCAUCCGAUUUGCUUGGCGAUGAAGAAUCACCGGAAUUGCCACGGCCUAUCCUCAGACCGAGAUUUUCAGAUCUCGAAGAAACUACUACUAAGCGCGAGAGCUUCCCUCCCAACCCUUCUUCACCAGACUCUGCUGGCAGCCAGCCGGCUAGUCUCUUGGGUAGUCCUGAGGAGGCACAGAAGGCCCCUCAGGAAAUUAAUACUCAGACUGCAUCCUCAGCGGAUGCAGAUGAGGCACCGAAAAGUGCCUCGAGACGGUUGUCUGGGCUGUUCAACUUCAGUCGUCCGCGUGGUAAAACACUCGCAGAAGAGCCGCCGCUUCUGGGAACAUUGAAACAGGGCCAAAGCCAGUCAUUCCCUAGGGAGAUGGAUGAAAUCGAGCCUAUCGGACCUAGACGUCGUCGCCUGAGCUACACCACCAGCUGGGCUAACCCGAUGUCCUUGCUACCGAGAACUCACACAGCUGGGGCCACCCCAGAUAGCUCAUCUGAUCAUUUGCCGUCCAGACGUACCGCUAUCUCCAGCAUAUUUUCGCCGAGCAGGUUUGGUUUCGGAAGUGGCAGUAGCUUGUCUAAGGGAGACAGCACCGAUUUCAGCACUGGCUAUAAUCAGUUUAGUCCUAGGCACGAUCCGAUUGACCCGUCAUCAAUUUUAGGUGCCGUUCGGAGAAGGGGUUCUUUGUCUCCCAGGCCAUCCUCUACAUUCUCUUUUGAUAACCAACUCCCGCAUCCCUCCACAGACAACCGUCACUUCGGCUGGCCGUCUGCUGACAAGCCCGGUCACCGGAGUCCUCUUGGUUUCAACUGGACCUCGCCGUCUACGUGGUCGAGAGCUCAAUCUCGACGCCCUUCUACCACUCACUACGGUUCUUCCGGCCAUCUCCCGUUGGGUUUUUCGGCUGAUCCUGACUUCAUUGAUGACUCGUUCGAAAGGCAGGGUCGACCACUGCAAGCACCAAUCGGCACGCGUCCAUCGUCGUCCCACCGCCCAAUAACCCCCAAACUGAAUCCGGCAGCGCCGACCUUCAAAACCAUAAUCACGGGAAGGAGGUCAGACAAGAAGGAGGGCAAUGAGAGGGACCUGGACCACGAGGAAGCAGACACGUCUUUUGACAUGUCCUUUGACCACGGCUCCCCAUCGGAGUCCCGUGCGUCUAGGGAUUCUCGAUCCCUGUCGAACUUCCCUAGAGACUCGUAUGAAUCUCUCGAACGCAUGCCAUCUGCGACUUCCACAGACAACGCGGGUUCGAAAGAAUCCUUUAUUCGAAAAAUCACCCGGAAAGGCAGCUCCAGCAAGUUCGGGUCUUGGAAAGACCGCUCCGGUCUGUUCUCCAAGAAGGGGGAUUCUUCGCAAGGCGACAAUGAUGAGGACGGCGAUGGCGAGGGUCAACUUGCCAAGAGCAUCGACAGCACCGUGUCUAGUGCCCCCAGCAGGAGCAGCCUUAGUUUCUUUAGCCGCAAGUCGAAGAAAUCCGAUAAAGCGGCUAGUGAGACGAGCGAGAGGCCCAGCGAGCGGGUCAGCGAAUUUGGUGACGAUGAGAUUCCGGAAGAGGAGACUGUCUAG
Molecule: messenger RNA, 3201 nt
Organism: Aspergillus mulundensis
Lineage: Eukaryota; Fungi; Ascomycota; Eurotiomycetes; Eurotiales; Aspergillaceae
Product: Fibronectin type III domain protein
Exons: 3
Coding region: 1-3201 (1066 amino acids)
Molecular function (GO): protein binding
Source: RefSeq, a predicted model, not a curated record